Metarhizium brunneum ARSEF 3297 is the source of this 1587-nucleotide messenger RNA. It is a transcript of the gene MPAO1, whose product is annotated as Polyamine oxidase 1. Gene Ontology annotation, molecular function: oxidoreductase activity. Lineage: Eukaryota; Fungi; Ascomycota; Sordariomycetes; Hypocreales; Clavicipitaceae. The record is from RefSeq and is a predicted model, not a curated record.
AUGCAUCUACAACAUUCCACCGCACUUUUUGCCAUUGCGGCGGUUGCCAUUCCGUCGGCUCAUGCUCAUGUUGCUAAAUCUGCUCCCAAGGAUGCGACUUGCAGAAAAACCAGCGUUGCCAUCUUGGGCGGCGGUAUGGCGGGCAUAACCGCCGCACAAGCACUCUCAAAUAACUCCAUCACCGACUUCGUCAUCAUAGAGUACAAUGACCGAGUUGGCGGCCGUGCUACACAGACCAACUUUGGCAAAAAGGAGGAUGGCUCACCUUAUGUGGUUGAGCUGGGACCAAACUGGAUUCAGGGUCUUGGCCGUCCAGGUGGCCCAGAGAACCCUAUCUGGACCUUGGCCAAAAAGUACAACCUGAAGAACACCUUCUCCGACUAUACUUCCAUGUUGACCUACGAUGAAACUGGCUACACUGAUUACAGCGACAUACUUGACGAAUAUGACGAAGCGUGGACCAAAGCAUCCGUAAGGGCCGGCCGUAUGCUCGCAGAGAAUGCUCAAGACGAAACCACCCGCGCCGGUCUUGCCAUGGCUGGAUGGAACCCGAAGCACACCGAUAUGAAGCGCCAGGCAGUUGAGUGGUGGAACUGGGAUUGGGACGCCGCGUUGACUCCAGAAGAGUCGUCUCUGAUAUUCGGUGCUGCCAGUGACAACCUCACUUUCCACCAGUUCAGCGACCACAACAACCUCGUCAUUGACCCCCGGGGCUACAGGCACAUCAUUGAAGAGGAGUCAAACACAUUUCUCAACAAGAACGACAACCGGCUGCUUCUCAAGACCCAAAUCACGAAUGUCACCUACUCGGACGACGGCGUCACCAUCCACAACAGCGACGGUUCAUGCAUCUCGGCCGCCUACGCCAUCUGCACUUUCUCCCUUGGCGUUCUCCAAAACAACGCCGUCGCCUUUGAGCCGCAGCUCCCUGAGUGGAAACGGGUCGCCAUUCAAAAGUUCAGCAUGGGCACCUACACCAAGAUCUUCAUGCAGUUCAACGAGACCUUCUGGCCCACGGACUCGCAGUACUUCCUGUACGCGUCUCCCACGACGCGCGGAUACUACCCCGUGUGGCAGUCUCUCUCGACCGAGGGCUUCAUGCCCGGCUCCAACAUCAUCUUUGCCACCGUCACCGAGGAGGGGUCCUACAGAGUGGAACAGCAGACGGACGAGCAGACCAAGGACGAGGCGCUCGAGGUUCUGCGGCAAAUGUUCCCCAACGUCACGGUUCCCGAGCCGCUGGCCUUUAUGUAUCCUCGCUGGACAAAGGCGCCGUGGUGCUUUGGCAGCUACUCCAACUGGCCCAUCGGCACCACCCUCGAGAUGCACCAGAACCUGCGGGCAAACACGGGCCGGUUGUGGUUCGCAGGCGAGGCCACCAGCGCCGAGAAUUUUGGAUUCCUACAUGGCGCCUGGUUUGAGGGAAUGGAGGCUGGAUCCCAAGUUGCCGCCUUGUUGAAGGGUGAAUGUGCCCACGUAUACAACGGCGCCGAGUGCGGCGGCAGGGUUCAUUAUGAGACGCUUCGCGGAACCUCGCCCUUGGAGAACUACAACGUUCUCAAUGGCUGGGCGUCCAGCAGCUUCUAG